GCCGGUCUACUCUCAUCACCGCCCGGUUAUUCUCUACUGAGAGGGCGUUCAUUCGUGAGGAGGGGUGGAGGCGCACGACACGACCGCUGCCCAAUUUGAACAAUUAUCUCUGAUGAGCGCAGAUUGGUUUCACUAACAAGCGCAGGUGCGGAGGAUUUGUGAUGCGGCGCAGCUGAGCGUUUUUCAGGUUUGUGCCUGGACACUGGCGCAUCCUUAUGUUGAACAUUAACUCUUCACCGGAUACAGAGUUUAUUUUUUCCCCUCCUUUGGGCUGGGAUGCAUGCUACAAAAUGAGAUCUAGUCUUGUAUGCCAGACUCGAUCUAAAUUCAGGAGCAUUGCUGAAUAAAUCUGGAUCCACAUUGAGAAUUUGACCGCACUGUCAUUGCCCUGUCCAGCCUAAAAGCUUCCUCUAAAUCUGUCGGGAAAACGGAAACAAAAAAUCAACUUCAUCUCUCUACUGCCUGCGCACUUGGACGACUUGAAAUGAGGAACACAUUUCGGCUUUUUUCCCUGUGAAGAUACAAGCCGGGCGGCAGCUUUCCCUUCGGCUCUCAAGGACGCGCCAGAAAAAAAGUGGCCCCUGGCCGAGCGAGCUGCGGAGCAUGGAGCGGGACGACUCCGAAGCCGUGAGCCCGUCCAAAAAGACGAUCAUCACGAAGAUCUUCAAAGUUCGCAAGAGGAGGGAGAUGCUGUUCGUUCAGGUCUGCUUCAUCUGCAGUGUCCUCUUCGUGGCAUGGAGCAUGUCGGCUAUGUUGGGCAAGACAGGUCAUGGGAUGACUGUAGAAGGACAUCCAGACUUUGAACACUGGGGUAGAAGGCUAAUGGCCUCCAUCUCUGAAAAUGACACUGAGCCAAAGAACUGUUCGGAGCCAGCAAUACAUGAGUUUCCGGAUGACCUUUUCACCAACAACGAACGAAAGAGUGGAGCAGUCCUGCUGCAUAUUGUGGCGACUCUCUACAUGUUCCUGGCUCUUGCCAUAACUUGUGAUGAAUACUUUGUGACAUCGCUGGAAAAGAUCUGUGAGAAACUAGACCUUAGUGAAGAUGUUGCGGGAGCCACCUUUAUGGCAGCUGGCAGUUCUGCACCAGAGCUCUUUGCAUCUGUCAUUGGUGUCUUCAUCACCCAUGGUGAUGUGGGAGUGGGGACCAUCGUCGGCUCAGCAGUUUUCAACAUCCUCUGCAUCAUUGGUGUGUGUGGAAUCUUUGCCGGACAGGUGGUGUUGCUGACCUGGUGGGCUGUUUUCAGGGACUCCUUCUACUACACCCUGUCUGUCAUAGCUUUGAUUGCAUUCAUCUAUGAUGAGAAGAUUGUUUGGUGGGAGAGUUUAAUCCUGGUGAUUAUGUAUGCUGGCUACAUCCUGGUCAUGAAAUUCAACUCCAGCAUGCAACGGUUUUUCAUGGGGAAGUCCAAAAAAAAUGUGGCCAAUGGUAACGCUGCGACUAGUAGUGAGAUGGAGGAUGGUAAUGCUUGUUUUGACUAUAUUUGGGAUGAUGACCCAUCAUCACCUUUACUCUCAGCAGUCAAGCCAAGCAAAGCUUACAGCCGUGGCUCAGUGGUAAUGGUGGAUGAGAUGAUGAAUGCCAGCCCAUCAAAGUUUAGGUUUCCUGAGGCUGGGCUCCGUGUCAUGGUCACCAGCCACUUCGGUCCCAAAACCCGCCUCCGCAUGGCCAGUCGGCUCAUCAUCACAGAGCGCCAGAAGUUGGUGCAAGCCGCCAAUGGUGUGGAGACGCAAGUGAUGGACGGAAAGGUUGAAAUUGAGAAUGGCAACGUGCCAGAGGACAAACCCAAAGAGACAGAAGAAAAUGACACAAUUUCACCAUUUCAUAUUCCAAGAGCUGUGGGCAGCAAGAUCAAGUGGCUGAUCUCAUGGCCGCUCCUAUUGCUACUUUUCUUUACUGUCCCCAACUGUGCCAAGCCUCGCUGGGAGAAAUUCUUCAUGCUCUCGUUCAUCCUUUCCACUGUCUGGAUUGCAGUCUUCUCCUACCUGAUGGUCUGGAUGGUCACCAUAAUUGGUUACACCCUGGGAAUCCCGGAUGUCAUCAUGGGGAUCACGUUUCUGGCCGCAGGCACAAGUGUUCCAGAUUGCAUAGCCAGCCUCAUCGUGGCUCGACAAGGUUUGGGUGAUAUGGCAGUGUCCAAUACAAUCGGCAGUAAUGUGUUUGACAUCCUGGUGGGGCUUGGGGUUCCAUGGGCAUUGCAGACUAUGUGUGUAAACUAUGGAUCAGAGGUGAUGAUUAACAGUCGGGGGCUGGUGUAUUCAGUGGUACUUCUGCUGGGCUCUGUAGCGCUUACGGUGUCGGGAAUCCACAUAAACAAGUGGCAGCUGGAUUUCAAGCUGGGUGUCUAUGUCCUUGUCCUGUAUGCCGUGUUCCUCUGCUUCUCCAUCAUGAUAGAGUACAACGUCUUCACAUUUGUCAACUUGCCAAUGUGCAUUGAGAAGUAGAGCACAACAGCAUGCAACGAGUACCAAAACCUCAACACCAUUACCUUGGCGACCUUCACAUUUUCUUUUUUUUUUAUUCCCCCUGACAAACUGCACUUACCUGGCAACUCUUUGUUCUCCCCCUUUGCUUGCAGUCUUUGUUAAUAUUGAAUAUAAAUCUAAUUUUCUUAUAAGGCAGUGCUCUGUAAUUGUGACCUGUCAUGUAUCUAAAUCGUCCAGGUGUCGCACAGCGGUGGUCCUUUGUUGCUCGUUAUUUCAGGCAUUGCUGUCAAACUGUCUCUGUAGGCCUGCCAACUCUCUGCCCAUCAAGCAUGCCUUUAGAUGUUGUGGACCUUCAGAAUCAGAAGUGCCCCUUCUAAUUUCACUGCUCUCACUUUAGAUUUUCCCUAAUCAGAACAAUGUUCCAUAUCAAGCACUUUCUAAAGCCCAAACUUUAUUUAAAUGUAAAGCCAUUCCUAAAAAAAGAUGACUAAUGUGUAAAAAAUCUUUUUCUUGUAAACCAAGAGAAGAGGGUAGGUUGUCAUCCUCCCUCCUUUAGCUUGGACCUGAACACCCCCGCCCCCCCGGCAUGGCCUUAGGCAACAGGGAGCUGAUGCUGUUAGUGCUUUACUCCACCCCCACCCUUGCCUGCUUCCCUUUUUCCUACAGACCCUUUUGUCAGGACACUUUAAUUCAUCUUGUAUCACAGUCCAGAUCUAGUGGCUGUGAUGGUGUUAUGCAUCUGCACCAUUGCACAAUGUAAAUUUGUAAACACUUUUUUUGUAUUUAUUUUUUUUCAAAAGAGGUUUUGUCUAGUUUAAAAUAUAGAAAUGAGCUUGUUGCAGAAAGCAGACAUUGCUAGUCUUUCUUUGAAAGCUAAUUGCACAUCUUUGUUUAUUUAAACCCCUAGAACAUGAGGUAAAAAAGGCUGAAAGUUGACAGCCCAGCUUCUGCCAUUUAAUUUAUUCCUUUGAACAUAUCCGCAUUAAGUCUCCAUCUGCCAGAUGAAUCUUUCAGUCCUUACGAGAUGACCUGGAGAUGGCUGCAGUUAUGGUCGCUGCAGUUAUGGUCGCUGCAGUGAUGCAAUCUAGCCUGCAGGGGUCACUCCAGCCCCUUUACCAUGGAAGAGCAGGCAUUCAGUACCACUAGUUUUCAAGAAACUGUUUAAAAGCUCCUGGGUGUGGAGAUAAAGGUCAUGUUUUAUUUAUUUUUUUUCUUGCGUUGUAUGUAGAUAUUGCACUUUAAGAGCCGUCCUCUCAUUCUGAAUCAACUAGUGCUUCCUUCUGUGCGUUUGUACUUUCAGUGUAUACAUGUCCAUGUGUCUGUGGGAAAGAAUGGUGUGUGUGUGUGUGCACAUUCUGUGCUUGCAUCACCUUUUUAAAACGGACUGGAACCUCUUUAACAACAUGAGCACACCUGUAUCUGUCUGCAGUGCAUGCUGGGACACAAAAACAAAGCUCCUCCACAGCACAGUAAAAGGUUGAGGGCUUCCGGGCAGUUUCUAUGGCUACUGCUCGGCCAACUUUACAAACAUGGCAGCUAAGAGCACUGUAAUCCAGACAUUUUGACACGAUGCAAAAAUGCCUGCGAGGCAUCCAGGAGUGGAGGUGCAGAGAGUAUUGAAGUGUGCGUGUGUAUGAAGUGUUUAAGUGUUGAACUAUCCUCCUCAGCCAUAUUGUUGGUGGAGGGCACUUGUAUAUGCAAACUAAAUGUAAAGAAUUUAUGUGGCAAAGGCCCCUAUAAGGUUGCCAUAAAAUGAUUGGGCAUCCUGUGGAGAUGUGGCGUCAGUUUGUCUAGUAUUUAAUACGUGAGCUCACAGGUGUGCGUGAAAGCAGAAGAACUGGGCAAAAAUAACAGACUUGUCUGGAGCAGUAGCUUUGAAAAAAAAAAGGCUUUUCUCCCAAUUAUUUUCUUUUUCCACUCCUGUGAAAGGGCAUUACCACCUCGCCAACCCUAGCUGAAGGAGCAGAGGGGCAGGAUAAAAAAACUUGUCAUCUUGGCAUCUCCUUGGACUCCAUUGUACAGAGCUGACUCUAAGGAAUUUACAAAAUGCUGGACCCCUUCCUUGGACUGCUACUCUACUGGGGUUUACGUGGAUUUGUUUCUGGGAUGUAGGUGGUGACAUAACCUACAGACUCCUCCUCACCCUCUUUGCGCAAGACUUGUAGAGCUUAAUUUUUUAUGCUUUCUGUGAAGACUGCAUGGUGUUGCUAUCUGAGUCCAUCUCAAUUUUCAGUCGGUUUGUCGUGCUCUGUUUGGUUAUGUACAAAUUACCAGGUCGGGGCACAAUAAUGGAUUUGCACUUUUUAUUUAAGUUUUUUUCCUGUCUGUGUUUCUGAUCGAAACCUUUGUUUCAAAAUCACUUUUUGGGGAAGGAGGGUCAAAAAGAGCAAGGAGGAGAGAAGCUUAGAUGCCAUAUUUGUUACUUUGCAUAAGUACAGAUUCUAUGGACAUAUGUACAAAAUGGGGCCAGCCACUGGAGGAAAUGCAUUAAUGAAGGAAGUUUGACAUGAGAGGACUGGUAUGUUUGAUUGCAACCUAAUGCACUGUGAGCUCAAUGUGAUGUGGGAUUUUUGUCAAUGAUGGAAAAAAAUAUAUUUAAUGUAAAUUUAGUUGCUAUAAAACAUAACUGAGGACAUCUGUAUAACUUAUAUGAAUGUACUGUCUUGCUAUACUGGACAUAUCCAACCAAUGCAUUUUACUGUAAAGCAAUAAUGUGAAGAAAAAUAAAUAAAUGACAAAAUGACUCCUAAA
Messenger RNA from Cyprinodon tularosa, 5178 nucleotides. RefSeq names its product solute carrier family 24 member 4b (gene slc24a4b). Bases 604 to 2445 code for a protein of 613 amino acids. The transcript has 17 exons. Gene Ontology annotation, molecular function: calcium, potassium:sodium antiporter activity; calcium channel activity. Gene Ontology annotation, cellular component: membrane. The record is from RefSeq and is a predicted model, not a curated record. Lineage: Eukaryota; Metazoa; Chordata; Actinopteri; Cyprinodontiformes; Cyprinodontidae. Gene Ontology annotation, biological process: calcium ion transmembrane transport; intracellular calcium ion homeostasis.